Messenger RNA from Daphnia magna, 1885 nucleotides. RefSeq names its product ataxin-7-like protein 3 (gene Sgf11). Gene Ontology annotation, molecular function: transcription coactivator activity. Gene Ontology annotation, biological process: positive regulation of DNA-templated transcription; regulation of transcription by RNA polymerase II. Lineage: Eukaryota; Metazoa; Arthropoda; Branchiopoda; Diplostraca; Daphniidae. Gene Ontology annotation, cellular component: SAGA complex; DUBm complex. The record is from RefSeq and is a predicted model, not a curated record.
CUCUUCGGAGAAAACACCGCAAGUAUCUCGUCUGUUUUGUAUUGUACUGUUUGUUUUUUAAAAAAAUACCUCAGCCUUACGAGCUAGUUUGUUUUUAUAUAGAUCGAGUUCUUGUCAUCCCACGAAAUUGUAGUGAUCAAAUCUCCAAAAUAUUAGCGGCUAAAUUCAUGAAAUGGUGGAUCCAGCAUCAGGAUCACAACAACAACAACAGCCUCCAACACUUUCGAUCACGGUAGUUCCGUUGAACGUGCUCGACGAUCCAUUGGGAAACGUUCAAGGGCUGGACGGCGAUGAAGACGAAACAGGGGGUGGUGUGCUACCCCAGCCGUUGAGCGAAGCAGCUAUCCUUGAAGCCUCUCAGUCUUUCUACGACGAUAUUGUUGACGACGUCAUCCUUGGCAUCGUAUUUGAAGUCCAUCGCGGUGCUAAAUUGGGACUCACCGCUCUCCUCGAAGACGGCGUAACAGGUGAUUCACAAUGCGAUUUCGAUGCAGACGAGACUACCCGUUCGUCGACAGGCGGCGGUGGUGGAGAAACAAUGGAUUUCGAUGCAGCGUCAGAGAUGUUGUCAUCGGUAGCGGUCAAUAGCAAAAAACCGGCUGAAUGCGUCUGUCCUAACUGCCAGCGCAAUAUGGCCGCAUCCCGUUUUGCUCCGCAUUUGGAAAAAUGUAUGGGCAUGGGGCGAAACAGUUCACGAUUGGCAUCAAGGCGUAUCGCCACUUCGGCCAGCAGACAGGCCGAUUUGGUGAGCGACGAUGACUGCGACGAUGACGAUUGGACGGCGAGCGGAGCCGGCGAUCGGCAAGACCACCGAAUUAUGAGUGGCGAAGGAGGUGCCGGAGGUGGCAACAAGAACAAACGACGUCAUCACUUGCACAAGAAAGACAAAAACUCACCAAGGCGCAAAAAAUGGAAGAACGGUAGCAAUGGCGACAACCAUAGCAACAGCAACAGCUCUAGUGGUCAUCCGUUCAUUGCGUCAUCUGCGUCUGCAGUUCCGGGAGCUGACGGGAGCGAUAGUUUGAAUACUGGAUCAACUGGUGGUAAUACAAUGGAGACGAUGGGGUUGAUGGAGCGCCGGACCCUUCUUACCACCAUGUGCGGCGUCAUCUCGGAGCAUACAGGCCGGAUGUGUACUCGCUCGCUUCGUUGUCCUCAACACACGGACUCUCAACGGAAAAAUGUUCGUCAAGUCAUAUUGGAGAACCAUUCAGAAACGGAUAGUCAUCUCCUGCCCGGCACUGGGGGUGAUAAGGACAAAGAGAUGAUAGACGUCGAUACGUGGGAUGAAGGAGACUCAAUCGCUUCCCUCCUGACUACUCAGAGUCACGACGUACCGACGCCUGGCGCAGAGGCCUCGCCUGCCGAAUCCACCUCAACAUCGGCAAGCUCCACUUCCUCGUCGGCAAGACGUCGAACUGAGCAACAAACCAACGUUAUUAACAGCAAAACCAAUAGCAAGAAGAACAAUGGCAAAAAGUUCAAAGGCGAUGCCUGACCGAUGUCUUUAUUUAUUAUUCCUUCUCUGUUUCUUUCCCUUUAUUUUUUUGUUUCGUACCUUAUUCAUUCAUUCCGAUUGAUUUCUCUUUUCCGCCCACUCCUUCCUGUUCUCUCUUGACCGCAACCUUGACGUCUACGCCACUCAAGCCCACAAUCAAAAGGUAUAAAUAUCAAAUGAGAAAAGCCCGGCAAUGGGCGUGCUUUUUGACCGGGGGGGAUAUAGAAAAAAAAAAACGACACACAAAAAAAAAGAAAUGAAAAUGAAUCUAACAAACUCCACUUUGACGAUCGGACGCAUACUAAAGUGUAUUAUUAUUGACAUUCUUGCGGAUUGAAUUGUGUAUGGCACAUUUUGAAGGAAACGAAUUAAAUCACUUGCUCCGUC